Molecule: messenger RNA, 564 nt
Organism: Cotesia congregata
Lineage: Eukaryota; Metazoa; Arthropoda; Insecta; Hymenoptera; Braconidae
Source: the annotation of a GenBank genome assembly
AUGGACCAUUUGAAUCAUAGAGGUAUCGCUUUAGUGGAAGACAACAAGAUCGUACCGGAAGCACAAUCAGGCUUUAGACCCAACCGUGGAUGCUUGGACAAUCUGUUUGUCCUUACAACUGUGCUGAAUUGCCGCUUACGACAAAAAAAAAGCUGCGUAAUAUCUCUUCGGGCUUUCGAUUCGGUCAACCACAAGCUCUUGUGGCAGAAGCUCUUUGAAGUAGGUCGUAGUACUAAAAUAGUGCGGCUACUCAGAAACAUCUACAAUUCUGCAACCCUGAAACUUCGGAUUAACAGACUUCUGUCCAAAGACUUCAAGAUCAACGAAGGUGUACUACAAGAAGAACUACUCAGUCCGUUGCUAUUUAUCAUUUUUAUUGCUGAUUUGGAACCAUUUAUGAGGAACAAUGAAUGUGAAGGCGUAAAUAUUGAUGGUUAUACUGACGUGUUACUGCUUCUCUACGCCGAUGACUUGGUGAUUAUGGCCUCAUCGGAAGCUGACCUCCAAAAGAAGACUAACUCAUCAAGAUAUAUUGUACACGGAACCAUCUGCAAGUUAACAUAG